AUGGGAAAUACACAGAGUAAUAACAAUAGCAACGAGAAAUCGUCAGCAGUGCCGAUACGGGUAUCUGAGAUAUCGGCCAGCAAUGGAGAGACCUUCAGCACUCCUCCGUCUUCACCACCAAAUUCACGAACAGACCAUCAUCACCAUCCAGACGGAGACUCGACUAGUUUCCUACAACGGCCGCCGUCCGCAUCGACGCUACUAAGGCCACGAGAAACCAUACCAGUCACUAUAACUUAUCUAUCUCGAGAUGCACAACAUAUACAUCCUCCAAAACCCAUCGUCAUCAACCAACAGCCAAUACCCAUAGUGAGAGAACCCUAUACACCACCGCCUACUGAGCGAAGCUACAAGAACUCGGCUCGUAUUGUACAUGCUUUUGGCGUAGGAGGCCUCGCUCCUCUUGCCCCAUUGGCUAAAGGAGAGGAUUCCAAGAAGAGAACAAUACCUAUAAUGAUUGGAUGGACUGGUGGAGGACGUACGGUGUAUAUUACAGGGACUUUCAACAACUGGAAGCAAAAGAUACGAAUGUUCAAAAGUAAUGCUGAUUUCUCAACAGUAAUUGAUAUGCCCCCAGGCACCCAUCGCCUAAAGUUUGUCGUGGACGACGAAUGGAAGUGCUCUGAGGACUUACCCGUAGCUUCAGAUGCAGAUGGUAAUUUAGUCAAUUUCCUAGAAGUAGAAGAUGAAGACGGAAGGCAUCAAAACGAUGGUCUAGACUCCUUGGCCGGCGACGAAGCACCACCACCACUAUCCCCGCUAUCUGAAUCGCCAGAAUCUACAUAUGCCUCUGAAAUACCGUCAUAUCUAACACGGCCGUCAACACCACCAGCGUCAGGACCAAGUAGUAGUAAAACACCAGCUGCCAGCAAUAAUAGUAGUAGUAGUGGUAACACCAACAGUAAUAUUAGUAGUAGUAGUAGUAAUAGCGGUAACGCUGCAGCAGCUGUAACUGAGAAUGGUCCAUCACCCGAUGCUCUACCAACUGAACCACCACCGGGUCUACCACCUCAUCUAGAACGUGUUUUGCUGAAUUCUGGGAAUAUGGAGCAUGAGGAUGCUUCGAUACUACCGUUGCCAGAUCAUGUCACGUUGAAUCAUUUGUAUGCAUUGAGUAUUCGGGAUGGUGUAAUGGCUGUUGCUACAACGGCACGAUAUAGAAGAAAGUAUGUGACGAUCCUCCUAUAUAAGCCCACGAUGGUGUAA
This is a messenger RNA of Synchytrium microbalum, 1206 nucleotides long. RefSeq lists its product as uncharacterized. Gene Ontology annotation, cellular component: nucleotide-activated protein kinase complex; nucleus; cytoplasm. The record is from RefSeq and is a predicted model, not a curated record. The transcript is spliced from 4 exons. Gene Ontology annotation, molecular function: protein kinase binding. Bases 1 to 1206 code for a protein of 401 amino acids. Gene Ontology annotation, biological process: signal transduction. Lineage: Eukaryota; Fungi; Chytridiomycota; Chytridiomycetes; Synchytriales; Synchytriaceae.